CCGUCCCCCGAGCCUUGCUCCUUCCGAUCCGCUUCAACAGCCCCGGAUUACGUAGCUCUAGCUCACUUCUUCCUCAUUGGAACAUCUCUGAUCGGUGGAUCUUUCUCUACGGCGGAGAGAUGGAGGAAGCCCGGGAAUCCGAUUUUCGGAAAGUGGAAUCGAACUCGUAUAUGGACGCCGACGACUUGGACCUCUCGCGGCUGCUCGACAAGCCGAUGCUAAUCAUCGAGCGGAAGAGGUCGCUGGAUGAGCGAACAAUUAGCGAGAUCUCUAUAGCCGGAAACUUUAGGAAUGUUGAAAGUUACGAAAACAUGUUCUCGCCUAUGGCAUCAGGGGCGGGAUGGAACACUCCAGCUUCGUCAACUCCUCACGCUUUGGAAACCGUCCCAAUGGUGAGCGAAGCCUGGGAUGCUCUACGCCGCUCGUUGGUGUAUUUCCGCGGCCUCCCGGUUGGAACCAUGGCCGCUUUUGAUAACCAAUCUGAAGAAGUCCUAAAUUAUGAUCAGGUGUUUGUGCGUGAUUUUUUUCCAAGUGCGAUGGCUUUUCUUAUGAACGGGGAAUCUGAUAUAGUUAAGAACUUUUUAUUGAAAACUCUGCAACUUCAAAGCUGUGAGAAGAGGAUAGACCGCUUUAAGCUUGGUGAAGGAGCUAUGCCAGCCAGCUUCAAGGUUCUUCACGAUCCCAUUCGGAAAACUGAUACCAUAGCUGCAGAUUUUGGCGAGAGUGCCAUUGGAAGAGUUGCUCCUAUUGAUUCUGGCUUUUGGUGGAUUAUACUUCUUCGAGCCUAUACAAAGUCAACUGGAGAUAUAUCUUUGGCUGAAUCAUCAGAAUGUCAGAAGGGGAUGAGGCUUAUACUAUCCUUAUGUUUGUCUGAGGGUUUUGACACAUUUCCGACCUUACUAUGCUCUGAUGGUUGCUCCAUGAUAGAUCGAAGAAUGGGUAUUUAUGGUUACCCCAUUGAAAUCCAAUCUAUUUUCUUUAUGGCACUGAGAUGUGCUUUUUCAAUGCUGAAACAUGAUACAGAGGGAAAAGAGUUUAUAGAACGAAUAGUGAAACGUUUACAUGCUCUAAGUUAUCACAUGCGGACUUACUUCUGGCUUGACUUUCAACAACUUAACAUCAUCUACCGUUACAAAACAGAAGAGUAUUCUCACACAGCAGUUAACAAGUUCAAUGUCAUUCCUGAUUCUAUCCCAGAUUGGUUGUUUGAUUUCAUGCCAACUCGUGGUGGUUACUUUAUUGGAAAUGUGAGUCCAGCAAGAAUGGACUUCAGGUGGUUUGCCCUCGGUAAUUUCUUCGCCAUCUUAUCUUGCCUUGCUACUCCUGAGCAAUCUACUGCUAUUAUGGAUCUUAUAGAAGAACGUUGGGAGGAGUUGGUUGGUGAGAUGCCCUUGAAGAUUAUUUAUCCUGCCAUUGAAGCACAUGAGUGGCGAAUUGUGACAGGUUGCGAUCCAAAAAAUACCAGAUGGAGUUACCACAAUGGCGGAUCAUGGCCAGUGCUUCUAUGGAUGUUGACUGCAGCAUGCAUUAAGACAGGGCGGCCACAGAUUGCAAGAAAAGCACUUGAUCUUGCAGAGGUCCGACUAUUAAAGGAUGGCUGGCCAGAGUACUACGAUGGAAAGUUAGGACGCUACGUAGGCAAGCAAGCUAGAAAGUUUCAGACUUGGUCCAUUGCAGGCUAUUUGGUUUCGAAGAUGAUGCUGGAGGAUCCCUCUCAUGUGGGGAUGGUCGCCCUUGAAGAAGACAAGGCAAUGAAGCCAGUCUUGAGGAGGUCUGCCUCAUGGACCUGUUAGAUUGAAGAAACCGUGUACGCCUCUGCCAUUAUUUCCUGCUGAAAAUUUCAUCAAAUUAUUUCAUUCUUUACUUUUCAAAUAGGAAAGCUGUGUUGUUUUGGCCCAGCUAUUUCAUGUACAAUACAAUUUUUUUUUGGUUAUAUUGAUACUUAUUAAAUGAUAGGGCAUUUUUAGGAGAAAUAGGGUGA
Messenger RNA from Dendrobium catenatum, 1981 nucleotides. RefSeq names its product probable alkaline/neutral invertase D. Bases 120 to 1793 code for a protein of 557 amino acids. Gene Ontology annotation, molecular function: endo-alpha-N-acetylgalactosaminidase activity; sucrose alpha-glucosidase activity. Lineage: Eukaryota; Viridiplantae; Streptophyta; Magnoliopsida; Asparagales; Orchidaceae. The record is from RefSeq and is a predicted model, not a curated record. The transcript has 5 exons. Gene Ontology annotation, biological process: sucrose catabolic process.